GUAGUAACGUUGAUGUGUCGAGUUUGGAAACGCCAAAUACGACCUUCUAAGACAAUAAAGUUCAGCCUGCCCGACCUUGUUUUCACUCCCCCUUGUCUGCUGUCUGCUUCCCUUGUGUGGUGUUGUGAUAUAUACAAGCGGGUGUGGCUCUUCCUGUGUCCCCUUCGCCUUCGCUCUUGUUCCCGCCAUACCUCUCUGAUCGAUCUUCAGUGCUCCGCCUCUGACUCAAUUCCCAUCUUUUUUUUGCUCCCUUCCGGCUUCUGGAGCAAAGAAAAGAAACGAAAAGAUGGCCGCUGGCGAUGCGACCGCGACUACUUCUCCCGUGGGCCCGCUCAUGACCGACGAGAAAUACAUCCAGGGCAUCAACGACAAAAGCUCAGGCGAUGUUCCGGGCACCGACCUCGCGACGGGCCAGUCCGAUGAGGGCCUGAAGCGUGAGCUGCACUCUCGCCACCUGCAGUUCAUCGCUAUUGGUGCUGCUCUUGGAACUGGUCUGUUCCUGGGUAUUGGCGGUGCCCUGUCCAAGGCUGGACCUGGUUCUCUCUUCAUCUCCUUCUUGUUCCUCGGAUCAGUCGUGUACUCCAUCAUGGUCGCGCUGGGAGAGAUGGCGUCAUACAUCCCCGUCACGGGUGCCUUUACCGUGUAUGCUUCGCGCUUCAUGGAUCCUACUCUUGGUUUUGCCAUGGGUUGGAUCUAUUGGUUCAGUUGGGUCAUCACCAUCGGCCUCGAACUGACUGCCAGUGGUCUCAUCAUCCAGUACUGGACCGAGUCCGUCAGCAUUGGUGUCUGGAUCGCCAUUUUCUGGGUUGUCUUUACCGCCGCCCAGUUCCUGCCAACGUUUGUCUUUGGAGAGAUGGAGGCAUACCUGUCUAGCAUCAAGGUCAUUACCAUUAUCGGCUUCGUCAUCUUUGGCAUCUGCGUCAACGCCGGUGUUGGUGACCAGGGCUACAUUGGCUUCAAGUACUGGAGAGAGCCCGGUGCGUUUGCUCCGUACUUGGUCGAUGGCAAGAUUGGCCAGUUUGUCGGAUUCUGGACGGUGCUCGUCACGGCCGGCUUCAGUUUCCAGGGCACGGAGCUGGUCGUCAUUGGAGCCGGUGAGACGGCUGACCCGCGCAAGGCCAUCCCCACGGCCAUCCGCUGGACCUUUUGGGCCGUCUUCCUGCUCUUCAACUGCACCGUCUUCUUCGUCGGCAUCAACGUGCCCUAUGACAACCCCGACCUCCAAAACGGAUCGACCAACGCCUCUGCCUCGCCUCUCGUCAUUGUUGCCAAACUCGCCGGCAUCCAGGCGCUCCCUUCCAUCAUCAACGCCGUUCUGCUGACUGCCGUCUUGUCUGCUGCCAACUCUGACAUCUACUCCAGCAGCCGUAUCUUGGUCGCCAUGGCUGGAGAGGGCCACGCGCCCGCCUUCUUCAAGCGCGUCAACAAGUAUGGAACCCCUUACUACGCUGUUGCGGCCUGCUCUGCUUUUGGUCUGCUGGCCUUCCUCAACCUGUCCAACAACGGAACGACCGUGUUCAACUGGCUGCUGAACAUCACGGCCGUUGCCGGCUUCAUCAGCUGGGCGCUCAUCAACCUGUGCCACAUCCGCUUCAUGAAUGUGCUCAAGUACCAAAACAUCCCCCGUGACGAGCUCCCGUACAAGGCUCCUUUCCAGCCUUACCUUUCAUGGUUUGGCUUCUUCUUCAACGUCCUGAUCCUGUUCACCAACGGCUUCACCGUCUUCAUCGACUGGGACACUAGCUCCUUCUUUGCGGCCUACGUCAGUCUCAUCCUCUUCAUUGUUCUCUAUGUCGGACACAAGAUUGUCUACAGGACCAAGUGGAUACCAGUGUCCGAGGUGGACAUUUCCAAGGGCCGAUCUGAUGCGUAAGCUGAUGAUGAUGAUGGAAGAGGAGUUGGUUGGGUCGUUCGGAGUAAACUAUGCGUGUGUGAAAAUAAGCGGUUAAUUGUUGUAUUUUUAUUUAUUUUGUCUUGUACGAGUGUCAUGAUCUAGUCUAGGUAGUAAUUGAUACCCCAUUUUCUGCAAC
Molecule: messenger RNA, 2030 nt
Organism: Trichoderma harzianum CBS 226.95
Lineage: Eukaryota; Fungi; Ascomycota; Sordariomycetes; Hypocreales; Hypocreaceae
Exons: 1
Coding region: 287-1873 (528 amino acids)
Biological process (GO): amino acid transmembrane transport
Cellular component (GO): membrane
Molecular function (GO): amino acid transmembrane transporter activity
Source: RefSeq, a predicted model, not a curated record